AUGGGCUCGGAGAAUGAAAUUUCUCCGGCCGAUGCUCGUAAGGCUCCCGGCAAAGAACAACAAGCCGCCGGCGUCGGAAUUCUUCUUCAGAUCAUGAUGUUGGUCUUGUCGUUCGUCCUCGGUCACGUCCUCCGUCGCAAGAAGAUUUACAUCAUUCCUGAAGCCAGUGCUUCUCUUCUCAUAGGGUUAAUUGUUGGUGUUUUAGCUAACAUUUCAGAUACUGAAACUAAUAUCAGGGCUUGGUUCAAUUUUCAUGAGGAGUUUUUUUUCCUGUUCCUGUUACCACCGAUCAUAUUUCAGUCUGGUUUCAGUCUUGCACCUAAACCGUUUUUCUCAAAUUUUGGUGCAAUUGUGACAUUUGCUAUAUUUGGUACCUUUCUUGCUUCAGUUGUAACGGGUGUCUUGGUUUAUCUUGGUGGGUUGGUCUUCCUUAUGUAUAAACUACCUUUUGUUGAGUGCCUGAUGUUUGGCGCCCUAAUAUCAGCAACCGAUCCUGUUACGGUUUUAUCCAUAUUUCAGGAGCUGGGCACUGAUGUCAAUCUAUAUGCUUUGGUUUUUGGAGAAUCUGUUUUGAAUGAUGCAAUGGCAAUAUCUCUGUACAGGACUAUGUCAUUGGUUAGAAAUAACCCAUCUGGACAGAAUUUCUUCAUGGUGGUUGUUAGAUUUUUGGAGACUUUUGUUGGGUCUAUGUCUGCAGGUGUUGGAGUUGGGUUUACAUCUGCUUUGCUAUUUAAGUAUGCAGGCUUGGAUGUUGACAACCUUCAGAACUUGGAGAGCUGUCUUUUUGUUCUCUUCCCAUAUUUCUCGUACAUGCUGGCUGAAGGCCUUGGUCUGUCUGGUAUUGUAUCAAUAUUAUUCACAGGAAUUGUCAUGAAGCACUAUGCGUUUUCAAAUUUGUCACGAAGUUCUCAAAGAUUCGUCUCUGCCUUUUUUGAGUUGAUAUCAUCAUUAGCAGAAACAUUUAUAUUUAUAUAUAUGGGCUUUGACAUUGCUAUGGAACAACAUAGCUGGUCUCAUGUUGGAUUUAUAUUCUUCUCCAUUAUAUUCAUUGUAGUUGCAAGAGCUGCAAAUGUCUUUUCUUGUGCUUACCUGGUCAAUCUUGUCAGACCUGCACAUCAACAGAUACCUCCAAAAUACCAAAAAGCACUUUGGUAUAGUGGACUUCGAGGGGCAAUGGCCUUUGCCCUUGCUCUGCAAUCAGUUCAUGAUCUUCCAGAAGGACAUGGACAGACCAUCUUCACUGCAACUACAGCUAUCGUUGUUUUGACGGUAUUGCUGAUUGGUGGUUCAACAGGUACCAUGCUGGAAGCUCUAGAUGUCGUAGGUGGUGAAGAUCACAGUGAUAACUCUUUGGCUUCAGUUGGUCCUAUCACAAAUUAUGAGGAGGACAAUGGUUAUAUUGCUCCUUCAUACGAUGAUGAAUCAUCGUCAUCUGGGAACAAAAUUAAGAUGAAGCUAAAAGAAUUCCACAAGAGUGCUGCAUCUUUUACGGCAUUAGAUAGAAACUAUCUUACCCCAUUCUUUACAAGCAAUAAUGGAGACGACGAAGAAGAAGCCCAGCCUUUUACUUCCAGAAGUUCUUUUACUUCUUCAAGAUCAGGAUUUCAUGGCCAGAGCCCAUAUUCAUCAUGA
Vicia faba (fava bean) is the source of this 1632-nucleotide messenger RNA. NCBI's taxonomy places the organism in Eukaryota, Viridiplantae, Streptophyta, Magnoliopsida, Fabales, Fabaceae. The record is from the annotation of a GenBank genome assembly.